ACACCGUUUCAUCAGCUCGAAACCUUACCUCCUCCUCUCUCAUCACUUCAUCAUCGCCGCCCUUCACUUGUCUCCCUCUGCAACUCUUCCUCUAAACCUACAAAUAAACUAUCUACUCCUCUUCAAAGCCAUAAACUUUUUUCUUUGACCCAUCUCUCAAUCUUAGGGAAUAUAGAAACGAAUUCAAAGCAAAUCUAUUUCAAACAAAUUGACUGAGCUAAAGGCGAUUGGAGAAAUGAUCAUCCAGUAGGUUAGGCCAAUAAUCAAUCACAUCAUCCAAGUUCUUAGCUUUUCUCCCUCUCUAUCUCUGAAGAGAAAACCCUAAAACCUAAUUGCAAUAACUGUAAUUAAAGGAGGUGGAAUAUAAUGAAAGGAGGAAGGAAGAAUCUGAAGAGGGCGGCUGAGGAACAUAACUUAACGCUUGAAGAUGGCAAAAGCAUCGCUCAAGUGGUGUCUCUUAGAGGUUCCAAUGUCAUUGAGGUGAUGGAUGCAAGAGGCGAGAAGUCACUGGCACUGUUUCCAGCUAAAUUCCAAAAGAGCAUGUGGAUAAAACGAGGGAGUUUUGUAGUUGUUGAUGAAAGUGGAAAACAGAAAGCCCUAGAGUCAGGCAGCAAGGUGGCCUGUAUAGUUUCUCAAGUUCUCUUUUAUGAACAAGUUCGAGCACUUCGGAAAUCUCUUGAAUGGCCAGAAAUCUUCAAGUCCACAACUUCGGAUGAUUCUAAUGGAAGUCUGCACAAGAGUACCUCACAACAAGAAGAUGAUGAGUUUGAUUCAAGUGAUGAUGAUGGGCUCCCGCCAUUAGAAGCAAAUAUGAAUAGAAUCAAACCGCCAGAGUUCCAAUCAGAUGCAGAGUCAAAAUCGGGAUCGGAUACAGAUUCAUAAAAUUAUCAUAAAUUUGGCAACUUGAAAUGACAAGAAUCAAAUUUGUCUCUGCUGUUUUUAAUUUGUAAAUUUGUUUUUAUAAGAUUGAUUAUUUAUAGUACAUUGAGAAUUCAAGCAGUCCUUAGCAUUUAAAGUGGCAGUCUUCCCUUGCUCUGCAACUUUUUUUUGAUCUCUUUCAAUAGCUGUUGUCAUUUGGAUUCCA
Jatropha curcas is the source of this 1084-nucleotide messenger RNA. Its product is annotated as Nucleic acid-binding, OB-fold-like protein. NCBI's taxonomy places the organism in Eukaryota, Viridiplantae, Streptophyta, Magnoliopsida, Malpighiales, Euphorbiaceae. The record is from RefSeq and is a predicted model, not a curated record. Gene Ontology annotation, cellular component: nucleus. Gene Ontology annotation, biological process: translational initiation. Gene Ontology annotation, molecular function: translation initiation factor activity; RNA binding.